Messenger RNA from Cornus florida, 853 nucleotides. RefSeq lists its product as uncharacterized. The coding region runs from base 170 to 853 and encodes 227 amino acids. Gene Ontology annotation, biological process: thylakoid membrane organization; chloroplast organization. NCBI's taxonomy places the organism in Eukaryota, Viridiplantae, Streptophyta, Magnoliopsida, Cornales, Cornaceae. The record is from RefSeq and is a predicted model, not a curated record. The transcript has 6 exons. Gene Ontology annotation, cellular component: chloroplast.
AAGACAGAACUCUUGCGCCCUUUCGAGAGAGUUCUAAAGAGUCUACAUCCCGCCUUCGGAUAACGGAAAUUGUUAACAAAGAAAAAACAAAUCUCCACCCGCGAAGUGAAAAAUUCCGGCGGCGGAGACAACGGCAUCAAUAAAGGUUAUUUUCUCCAUUAAUUUCAAGAUGUCUUCAGUGAUUGCGAGUACGGCUGGAAUCCAAGUUAUGCUACCACUGGUGAGAUCAGAGGGGCAGCGUACAAGGCAGCCCAAACUUUUUGGAUCUUGUCCAAUCGGACCGAGGCCACUUAGCAUGCAGUUUCGACCAUUUGAUAGAAGACUAACAGUUUCUCAUGCAAUCCGAGCAAAGUUUGAUCCUGUAAGAUGGCGGCCACUUAACAUGCAGUUUCGACCAUUUGAUAGAAAACGACCUGCUUCUCAUGUAGGAUGUGCUGCCACUCUGAAUGCAAGAUGUGGUGCAGCAGUCGCUGAGCAAACCCAAACUGUCAAAAGGCAGCAAUCAACUAUUGAUCCUAUACAGGGUAUGGUUUCUGCUUUUGUUACUGCUUGUGGAACUAUGUUGUUAGACACCAAUCUUAUCUUGCAAAUCCCACUCAGUGAGGAAGGUGGAACAGACAACAUAAUCUGGGGAGCCUCAUCUUCAGGGAAGGAAAGACCACCACAACUCGACGAUGGUGGGACUGGACUUCCUCCCCAUGAUGGUAGUGGUGGCGGGGGUGGCGGAGGAGGUGACUUUUCUGGUGGUUUCUUCUUGUUUGCCUUUCUUGCUUUUAUGGGCUUCUUGAAGGAUAAAGAAAGAGAAGAAGAUGAAUAUGGAGAUAAUAGGAAAAGAAGAGAGAAUUAUCUGUGA